Messenger RNA from Penicillium riverlandense, 1206 nucleotides. RefSeq names its product FAD-dependent oxidoreductase. The transcript has a single exon. The record is from RefSeq and is a predicted model, not a curated record. NCBI's taxonomy places the organism in Eukaryota, Fungi, Ascomycota, Eurotiomycetes, Eurotiales, Aspergillaceae. Gene Ontology annotation, molecular function: FAD binding. Bases 1 to 1206 code for a protein of 401 amino acids.
AUGCUCCAUCAAAGCUCGCCGGUUCUAAUAUGCGGCGCUGGAAUCUCUGGCCUUGCCCUUGCACAAGCUUUAUUAAAGCGAGAGAUCCCCUUUCGUGUCUUUGAACGAGAUCCAGCUCUCGGUUUUCGCUCCCAAGGCUACCGGGUCCGAAUCAAUGGCGACGGCAUUGCGGCGCUUACCGAUGCCCUUCCUCCCAAAUUGUUUUCCCUUUUGGUUUCCAGUUGCGCCUAUUGCUCUGCUGGCAUUAGACCGAAUGCACAUUUGAACGCUUUAAACGGCCAAGAUGUCGAAAUGAAAAUUGGACCUCCACCGACUCUCGAGACUCAACCUCUUAACGCCGACCGGAACGUGCUCAGACAAGUCCUGAUUCACGGUAUUGAGGAUUUUGUCCAAUUCGGGAAAGAGUUCUCAUCAUAUACUACAUCCGAUAGAGGUGUCAAAGUACGCUUUAUGGACGGUUCUGAGCAAGAAGGCUCUCUCAUUGUGGGAGCAGAUGGCGCUUUUUCGCGGAUCAGACAACAAUUCCUUCCAGACUUUCAGCUCUUUGAUACGGAAGCACGAUGGAUAUUCGGAAAAACCAUUAUGACAAAAGCUCUCCUCGAUCAAUUCCAAGAGAGAGCUCUCAAUGGCAUGACUCUUGUACAGGAUCGCUCGGGGCCGAUUCCCUUGAGUCUACUGCUAGAGCCAAUGCGAUUUAAGCGCGACGAGCCAAAUAGCCAUGUACCAGAGGACUACGUGUAUUGGGUGCUAGUCUCACGAAAAGAUAUGUUCGACAUGGCAGACGACAAAUUAUUAAAGCUUCCAGCGGACGAGGUAGCCAACCUGGCCAAGAAGAUGACAGCAAAAUGGGAUCCGUCUUUUCACGCUUUAUUCACCUGUCAAGACUCAAACAGAACUUCUAUUUUACGUGUUACGACAGUAAGGCCAGAAAUACCUCUGUGGGAGGCAUCAAGCCGUGUCACUCUCAUUGGGGAUGCAAUUCAUGCCAUGUCACCCACCUCUGCUGCUGGAGCUACGACAGCCCUCAGGGAUGCCGCGUUUUUGGCGCGAACCUUGAGUGAGGGUGGGUUGAAUAGUACCAGCAUCUGCAAGUAUGAAGAGGCCAUGAGAGUAUAUGCAGGCGCAGUGAUUCAAUGGAGUGCCAUUGGGGGGAAAUGGCUUUUUGGAAUGCGAUCAUUUGAAGAGCUGUCCCCAAUUCCAACGUGA